Suncus etruscus (white-toothed pygmy shrew) is the source of this 1395-nucleotide messenger RNA. It is a transcript of the gene CCNJ, whose product is annotated as cyclin J. NCBI's taxonomy places the organism in Eukaryota, Metazoa, Chordata, Mammalia, Eulipotyphla, Soricidae. Gene Ontology annotation, cellular component: cyclin-dependent protein kinase holoenzyme complex; cytoplasm; nucleus. Gene Ontology annotation, biological process: regulation of cyclin-dependent protein serine/threonine kinase activity; mitotic cell cycle phase transition. Gene Ontology annotation, molecular function: cyclin-dependent protein serine/threonine kinase regulator activity. The coding region runs from base 180 to 1331 and encodes 383 amino acids. The transcript is spliced from 5 exons. The record is from RefSeq and is a predicted model, not a curated record.
CCGCCGGAGGCGCCGCGAGCUCCGGUCUCUGCUCAGCGGGGGUUCUCGCGGCCGAGGCGGAGUCUGUGAUCUCGGCUCCUCGCUCAGUCGGCGGGAGUAUUCGAACCCGGGACACGCGCGGGAAACCCCCCAGCAUCCAUCCAGCCAUCCAGCCAUCCCCAAGGCAGCCGCCCGCGCCCAUGGAGCUGGAGGCACAGUGGUGGCGGGGACAGCUGGCUGCGGACAUCCACCAGGCGCUGCGCUACAAGGAGCUGAAGUUGCCCUCUUACAAAGGCCAGUCCCCUCAACUAAGUCUCAGAAGGUAUUUUGCUGACUUGAUUGCUAUAGUAAGCAAUCGCUUCACUCUUUGCCCUUCUGCCCGACAUCUUGCUGUCUAUUUGCUGGACCUGUUUAUGGAUCGCUAUGACAUCUCCAUCCAGCAGCUGCAUUUAGUUGCACUUUCCUGUCUGCUUCUAGCAAGUAAAUUUGAAGAAAAAGAAGAUAGUGUGCCUAAGCUGGAGCAGCUCAAUAGCCUAGGUUGUAUGACUAAUAUGAAUCUAGUAUUAACAAAACAGAAUUUGCUACAUAUGGAACUAUUGCUAUUAGAAACCUUUCAGUGGAACCUCUGCCUUCCAACUGCUGCCCAUUUCAUUGAGUAUUAUCUCUCCGAAGCAGUACAUGAAACAGAUCUUCAUGAUGGCUGGCCAAUGAUUUGCUUGGAAAAAACUAAGCUCUACAUGGCCAAAUAUGCAGAUUAUUUUCUGGAAGUAUCUUUGCAAGAUUAUGCCUUUCUAAAUUAUGCACCUUCUUUAGUAGCUGCUGCAUGUGUGGCUUCUUCAAGAAUUAUUCUUCGUCUUUCUCCAACGUGGCCUACAAGACUGCAUCGUCUUACUGCUUACUCCUGGGAUUUCUUAGUACAGUGCAUUGAACGGCUGUUGGUUGCUCAUGAUAAUGAUGUGAAAGAAGCAAACAAACAGAGAGGACAGGCAGGACCUCAACCAGCACAACUCAGUGUGUUCCAGACAGCAUCCCAGCCCUCAAGACCAGUUCACUUUCAGCAACCUCAGUAUCUCCAUCAAACCCAUCAGACCUCAUUGCAAUACCGCCUUCCUGUGUCAGAUCAACCAACUUGUCAACAGAUUGUAUCGACCACACACACCUCAUCUUAUACACUACAGACAUGUCCUGCUGGCUUCCAAACUAGUGUUCAGGGCCUUGGGCAUGUGCAGACUGGUGUUGGGAUGUCACUGGCAAUACCAGUAGAAGUUAAACCUUGUCUUAGUGUUUCUUAUAACCGGAGUUAUCAAAUAAAUGAGCAUUACCCUUGCAUUACUCCAUGCUUUGAAAGGUGAUUAUAUGCAAGGACUUGCCUAACUCAGACAGCUUUGUGACUUGAAACUCUGAGGUAAGCUUUUU